AUGCCGAUCAUAGGCGAGAAUGAGUCGUUCUAUGUCCCCGCUGGCACGGAUUACAGUGUACUCGAGCGUAUCGCCAGUGUCCUCCUGCGCCAUCUCCGCCGCACCAUAACCGCUACCAGUCCGGGUGCGGUCGAUAUCAACCGGUUCGGCUCCUGGCACAUCGACGCGACAGACAGCAUGCCCUGGCACAUUGACUUCAUAGACGACAUGCGCGGGCCAUUGUCCUUCACCCACAAUCACGCCUCCGAUGGAGAGGAGACUGCGUGGGAUGACAUCCUCGGGCCUUUGUGGGAUGGCCUCGACUGA
Molecule: messenger RNA, 306 nt
Organism: Stereum hirsutum FP-91666 SS1
Lineage: Eukaryota; Fungi; Basidiomycota; Agaricomycetes; Russulales; Stereaceae
Exons: 3
Coding region: 1-306 (101 amino acids)
Source: RefSeq, a predicted model, not a curated record